Oncorhynchus nerka (sockeye salmon) is the source of this 3243-nucleotide messenger RNA. Its product is annotated as MAM domain-containing glycosylphosphatidylinositol anchor protein 2-like. NCBI's taxonomy places the organism in Eukaryota, Metazoa, Chordata, Actinopteri, Salmoniformes, Salmonidae. Gene Ontology annotation, cellular component: membrane. Gene Ontology annotation, molecular function: protein binding. Bases 112 to 2085 code for a protein of 657 amino acids. The record is from RefSeq and is a predicted model, not a curated record. The transcript has 12 exons.
CAAAAAUACACAUUUCCUUUCUAAAAAAGCAAUUUUUUCCAUUAUUGUUCUACAAAUAGCAGAAAAAUGCUUUUAAGUGUAUAUUUUGUCUACAGUGUCAAAUAAAGGGCAAUGUGGAAUUACUCCUGUGGCUGCCACUUAAACACACACAUGCAUCGUACCUCUCUCACUUUUUGGUGUGUCUGCCUGUAUGUUCUCUACACAGCGCUGAAGAAGGGGCGUUUCUGGAUCACCCCUGACCCCUACCAUAAUGACGACAACAUCCAAAUAGGCCGCGAGGUCAAGAUCUCCUGCCAGGUGGAGGCCACGCCCCCUGAGGAACUGACAUUUGGUUGGCUGAAGAACGGCCGCGCCAUGCGUAGCUCUGAGCGAAUGGUAAUCACCCAGACGGACCCUGACAUUUCCCCAGGCACCACCAACCUGGACAUCAUCGACCUGAAGUUCACUGACUUUGGCACCUACACCUGUGUGGCUGCGCUGAAGGGAGGGGGCAUACCUGAGAUCAGCAUAGACGUCAACAUCUCCUCCACUACUGUUCCCCCCAACCUGACAGUGCCACGGGGUAAGAGCCCCCUGGUGGUUCGGGAGGGCGACACGGUGGAGCUCGAGUGUCUGGUUUCAGGGAAGCCCAAGCCCAUUAUCCUGUGGUCUCGGGCCGAUAAAGAGGCGCCCAUGCCAGAUGGGAGCCUGCAGGCUGAGAGCUACGACGGAGUGCUGCGGAUCGUCAACGUGUCCAGAGAGAUGACCGGCUCCUACCGCUGCCAGACCAGCCAGUUCAACGGGUUUAAUGUGAAGCCCAGGGAAGCUGUGGUGGAGCUCAUCGUACAAUACCCUCCGUCGGUGGAGCCUGUGUUGUUAGAGAUGCGUCAGGGCCUGGGCCGGCCAGUGGCAAUGAACUGCCGGGUCCUACGUGCCCACCCUUCCCGCGUGUUGCGCUAUGAGUGGCGGCUGGGGAACCGCCUGCUCCACGCUGGACAUUUCGACCAGAGCGACGAGACAGAGUACACCGUCAAAAGCCUCAACCGCGAGGGCUGGGGGGAGUACACCUGUGAUGUCAACAACGAGGCCGGCGCUGGGCGCUGCACCUUCCUGGUCACAGGGAAGGCGUAUCCCCCAGAGUUCUACUACGACACGUACAGUCCUCUGUGGCAGAACCGACCUACAGUCUACGGCUUCAAACUGCAGUGGACCCAGAUGAAUCCCAACACUGUGGACCGCAUUGUGGCCUACCGCCUUGGCAUACGACAGACGGGGCUCCAGAGGUGGUGGGAGCAGGAGAUCCCCGUGGAUGGGACCAUCACCAAGGGAGAGCUGAACACACACAACCUGACAGAGCUCAUCAAGCCUGCGGCCUACGAGGUGCGCCUCACCCCCAUCACACGCUUUGGAGAGGGGGACUCCACCAUCAGGAUCAUCACCUACAGUGCUCCUGUCAACCCUCACCUGAGAGAGUUCCACUGCAGCUUCGAAGAGGAGCCCAUCUGCAUGUUCACGCAGGACAAGAAUGACGACUUUGAUUGGACGAGACACAGUGCAGCCACCCGUGACACCAAGUACACGCCCAACACUGGGCCUAGCGACGACCGCAGCGGAUCCAAACAGGGUUUCUACAUGUACAUCGAGACGUCCCGGCCUCGGAAGGAGGGUGAGGUGGCGAGGCUGGUCAGUCCCUUCUUCAACGUGGUGCCCAAGAACCCAUAUGGCAUCGCCAACCCCCCAGCAUACUGCUUCAGUUUCUUCUUCCACAUGUACGGAAAACACAUUGGGACCCUAAACGCUUUCCUGAGACAGAAGGGUCAGACAGCGGCCGAGGGGCCCGCGUGGUCGCUGAGUGGUAACCAAGGCGACCGCUGGAAACAGGCCAAAGUCAGCAUCCACCCAACCACGUCUUUCCAGGUGGUGCUGGAGGGUAUCCGAGGUCCGGGCAUCGAGGGGGACAUCGCAAUCGAUGACGUCACCCUUGAGGAGGGAGAGUGUCGAGAUCUACCCCCCAUUAAUCUCAGAUCCUCAGCCCCGCCCACGUCCGCCCAUAUAUGGCAGCUGAGUGUCACCUUGGCGAUGACCUUCCUGUGGGGUCGAAGGUGACCCUGCCCUGCGUCGUCUGGCGGAGGCGAACGGGUCCGACCUGGCCUCGGCACCGACCUCGACCCUGGCGUCUGUGUUCUUGUACCCUCAGCAUCCAAUCACCAAAGAUUCAAGCAAGGCGGCAACGAGGUGUUCCAAACACAGACCACCACGAGGGCCCAAAAAAUACCACAUAAAUAGUAAUAAAAGAAGAUUCAAUUUUUUUUUUUAAGAGACAACUUUUCCAGAAAAUUGCUCCCCCAUCGCAGGAUUGUGAGCACUUUUACGAGCGCAAAGCAAAGCCAGGUGUUGUGACGCCUGGACUUUAGUGGGAGUGUUCACUAUCGCAUUGGGAUAACUAUUUGUAAAGCACAAGGACAAUUUUGCCAGUCAAUUAGGAAAGUUAAAUAGAAAGGUGUGGAGGAAUUGAGAAAUUAGUGACUUUUUGAAGAACAAAAUUAUGUUUUCUGGGCUUAACAAAACACAUGGAAUCAAAGCUUUUCUGUGUUUUAUCUUAUCCUCAUUGAGUUGUACCUGCUGCGCAUCAUGGACACUUUUCUCUCUGCCCAGUCACCCUCACCUGACCUCCACACCUUGACAUGUCUCUCUCUCGGCUUGGUGCUGUACUGUAGAAAACAGAAACUCGGACAAUGUUUAUUUAUCCAUCCCAGUUCCCUCUCCCCUCUUGCCCAGUAGCUGCCUAAGUAUUUCACAACACUGUGCUCACUAGUCCAAGGUAUCUGAGACCAGGAAGGCAUGUCCAAGGUAUGUGGGGCAGAGAGGAGGAGAUGGGUAAUUGAGAGAGUUGAAGAAGGGUAGGUAAGACUAACUGACGUCCAAGGCAAUGUGGAAGGCAGUGGCAUAGUGGGUGAGAAAAGUAGAGGAUAGAGACCAGAUGGGGAGGAGUGGAGAGGAGGAGUAGAGGAUGGAGACCAGAGGGGAAGGAGUGGAGAGGAGGAGUAUGGAGACCAGAGGGGAAGGGGUGAAGAGGAGGAAUAUGGAGACCAGAUGGGAAGGAAGGAGAGGAGGAGUAUGGAGACCAGAGGGGAAGCAGUGGAGAGGAGGAGUAUGGAGACCAGAGGGGAAGGAGUGGAGAGGAGGAGUAGAAGAUGGAGACCAGAGGGGGAGGAGUGUUGAGGAGGAGUAUGGAGACCAGAGGGGAAGGAGUGGAGAGGAGGA